Molecule: messenger RNA, 1663 nt
Organism: Nasonia vitripennis (jewel wasp)
Lineage: Eukaryota; Metazoa; Arthropoda; Insecta; Hymenoptera; Pteromalidae
Product: UDP-glucuronosyltransferase 2B20-like
Exons: 5
Coding region: 10-1482 (490 amino acids)
Molecular function (GO): UDP-glycosyltransferase activity
Source: RefSeq, a predicted model, not a curated record
CACUUCGCCAUGGCGGGAAGUUUGAUGCGCGGCCUUGCAGAACACGGUCAUCAAGUUGACGUCUACAGUCAUUUCCCUCUGAAGCAAUCGAUACCAAACUACAAGGAUUACAGUUUGGCCGGUACAUUGCCAGAUCUAAUAAACAAUUUGACUUAUCAGGUUCUGACUCAGGAAUUGGCUACUUCUAUGUCAUUGAGCAAAUGGAUUGAAAUAUCCGGUUUGUCUGUUUGCAAACUGAUGGAUCUGCCGGUUUUUCGAAGGCUUUUCGAGGAGCCACCCAGCGAUCCAGCCUACGACCUGAUUGUGACUGAGGCAUGCCUUUCUCUGUGCUAUCUCGCGUGGAAUCGUCGACUCAACGUACCGAUGGUCGACUUGAUGACAACCGUACCUCCAGACUGGAUACACUCAGUGCACGGUAAUCCCCAGAAUUUGGCCGUAGAACCAUCUAUGGUAACACGAUACAUGCCUCCAAUGACGUUUCUGGAGCGUCUGGACAACGUCAUCACUAGUUACAAAACUGUAGCGACAUUUUACUCGGGUAUGCGUGAACAGGACACAUGGGUGCAACAAAACUUUGGGCCUGGCUAUCCAUCAGUCGUUGAUAUGCAGAAGGAUCUGGCCUUGCUGCUAAUCAAUUAUCAUCCAGCUUUGUACGGUCGGAGAACUUUUGUGCCGUCCAUCAUACCCGUAGCUGGAAUGCACGUUGUUGAUCGCAACGAGACUCUGCCAAAGGAUCUACAAAAGUGGCUCGAUGACAGCGAAGCGGGCUUCGUAUACUUUACUUUCGGCUCGAUGGUCCGGAUAGAGACCUUUCCCAAACCGAUACUCCAGUCGUUUUACGAAACUUUCGAAAAAAUCGCACCGGUUCGCGUGCUCUGGAAAAUCGUCCAGCCAAAAGAGCUUCCACCCAAUCUGCCGAGCAACGUCAUGACGCAAACUUGGCUGCCGCAAGUUCAGAUUCUCAAGCACAAGAACAUCCGGGCGUUUAUAACGCAUGGCGGACUGAUGGGAACGCACGAAGCUAUUUACUACGGCGUCCCAAUGGUAGGCAUCCCUCUGAUGACCGAUCAGCAUUUCAAUAUCAAGACUUACGUGACGAAGGGAAACGCUGUCAAGGUCGAGUUACAAGAGAUAACCACGGAGAAAUUAACGAGCGCCGUCAGCCAAGUGUUGAAGAAUCCGGUGUACAAGAUUCUUAGAAAAAAUGCAGCACAACUCAGUAAAAGCUUUCGAGAUCAGCCGAUGAGCCCUAUGGACACUGCUGUCUUUUGGAUCGAGUACGUUGCACGCCAUGGGAAAAAUGCCCUCAGGUUACCCGUCGUGGACAUGCCCUGGUGGCAAGCUAAUUUGUUGGACGUUUAUGGGUGUAUUAUAGCAGCAGUUUUAAUUGCAAUUUACGCAGGCUUUAAGAUUAGAAAAAUAAUGAAGUUGGUUACAUCAAAAUGUAGUUUUAAUAAGACGAAUAAAAAGAAAACUAAUUAAUCACGAUAGAUAGGUCAACUAUCACACUGUCGGUAGAUGAAGUAAAGUGUAGAAUACGCCUAAAUAAUUACGCUGUUAGAUUUGCAAUGUAUACCUUCACUGUAUAAUAAUUACUUGUAUAUAUUAUUCGCGUUUAUAUAUAAAGAGUAAAUUUCAUAGGGAUGAACUUGACUUUAAAUAA